Messenger RNA from Drosophila ficusphila, 1739 nucleotides. Its product is annotated as bleomycin hydrolase. NCBI's taxonomy places the organism in Eukaryota, Metazoa, Arthropoda, Insecta, Diptera, Drosophilidae. Bases 191 to 1666 code for a protein of 491 amino acids. The record is from RefSeq and is a predicted model, not a curated record. Gene Ontology annotation, biological process: response to toxic substance; L-homocysteine catabolic process; proteolysis. The transcript has 2 exons. Gene Ontology annotation, molecular function: cysteine-type aminopeptidase activity. Gene Ontology annotation, cellular component: cytoplasm.
ACUAAAAACUGACAAGUUCAAGCAAAAGCGUAGAAAAAUAUUAUAUAUAAAAAUUGUAAUAGGUCGGCACAUAAACAGAAGCGUUCUAUAAUUGGCUUUUCUUGGUCUUGAUAAAAUAAAUAGGCCGGUGGUAUUUCGCACGAAUAGAAAAAACGUCUAAAUUUGUAGUGUCUAUUUUUGAAGUUUUUUAAUGUCAACCACUGGCGACAAUUGGAACAAGCCCACUAGGCAAGAUACGAAAAUGGGCUUUCUGCUGACCAAAACGCAGUUGUCCGCCUGGUCGUCGGCAUUUUUUGAAUCUCCGCAAAAUCGGCUGGCUCAGAAUCUUUGCACCGCUCGAAAUCCGAUCAACGUGUGUCUACGAUCUGAGGCGGACUUAAACUCCGAAGUUUCCGGAAAAAAAACUUGGCACGAGGUUGAUAACAAGGAAAAGCCCACCACAGAUGGUCCGGGAUGGAUUUGCACGGGCUUGGACCUCCUGCGUCAGGGAAUGGAUAAGAAGCUGCCACUUCCGACGGACUUCGAACUCUCCGCAGCCCAUUUACUCUUCUGGCACAAGCUGGAAAGAUGCAACUACUUCCUGUGGACAGUGGCCGACCUUCUAAAACAAUGUGAGCCGCUCGAUGGACGCCGCUUUCGGCACUUGAUGAAGAACGCUAUUCCAGAUGGCGGCAACUGGCAGAUGUUCGUUAACCUGGUCAAGAAGUACGGCGUGAUGCCCAAAAAAUGUUAUCUAUCCAAUCAGCGGACCCUUAAACUAAAUCAGAUUUUGAGGAGUAAGCUUCGUGAAUAUGCCAGCGCUUUGCACGCUCAGUUCACAUUUGAUGGAAAUGGCAACCGACUGCCCGAACUCAUUGAAGACAUGAUGCCUCGUUUUUUCCGCGUGCUGAGCAUUUGCCUUGGGGAACCACCGGAAGUUUUCGAUUGGACAUUUUAUGACCACAAAAAGCGCCACCAGUCUCUAAUCAACUUGAAUUCGGUACACUUUUACGAGGUGAUGGUGGCCAGUUCCUUCAAUCUGGAUGCCUUCGUUUGCCUCGGUCACGAUCCUCGAAUGUCCUCGAGUUCACAGACCAACUACACAAUCGCCCACAGCUCCAAUAUGAUAGAUGGUGAGCCGCACAGGUAUAACAACCAAUCAAUGGACGUCCUAAUGCAGAUCAUAAAGGACUCCCUGGUUGGCGGAAUGCCUGUUUGGUUGGGCUGCGAUCUUUCCAGUAGACUCAAUGCCCAAUCCGGGCCCUUAAGCCUAAGAUCCCAUAGAUUUGACCUUGUAUUCGGCUGUCAAGUGGGCCAGUCCCUUACAAAAGCGGAGAGGCUCCUCUACAAAGAUUCCCGUAGGGAUUCAGCUCUACUGCUCACAUCUGUUGCACUGGAUUCAAUGAAUCAGCCGGUGCAAUUCCGCACCAUCAGUGAUUCGACUGUGGACGAAAGUCCAUCAACUGGGAGCCUUAAAGAGGAAGACGAACCUAAAAAAGAGAAAGGACUGAAGAAAAAGGCGAUAAAAAGGAAGGGCAUUUUUAUGGAAGCAGACUGGUUAAGAGAAUACGCCUUCGAAAUUGUGGUUCACGAGAAAUUUGUACCACCAGGGGUUUUACAUGCUAGCAGAAUCCCCAAAUCCAAGGAGCUGCCCGCUUGGGAUCCAAUGGGCGCCUUGCUUAAAUAGCUUCGAUUGCUUUUUAUUGUCAUUGGCACUUAUUAAAAAUACAAAACAAUUUCUGGUACUUAUAAGAAAAACA